Messenger RNA from Tachysurus vachellii, 6320 nucleotides. RefSeq names its product methyl-CpG binding domain protein 1a (gene mbd1a). The transcript is spliced from 17 exons. NCBI's taxonomy places the organism in Eukaryota, Metazoa, Chordata, Actinopteri, Siluriformes, Bagridae. The record is from RefSeq and is a predicted model, not a curated record. Gene Ontology annotation, molecular function: zinc ion binding; DNA binding. Bases 256 to 3069 code for a protein of 937 amino acids.
AGUAGUCGUCGGACUUCCCCCGGUAUCUCGCACAUGCUCAGUAGCGUGCGCAAAGUAUCGCUAAUCGAAGGAGAGACUCGGAACGGUCGGCAACGACGGCGCGAGCUGGACGUGCUGUUCGCAGUUCAAAAUGCAGCCUGCAUCUACGUGUCUUGCGGUCUGAAGCCGUCACAAGGUAAAAGGAUGUGACCCCCCGUCUGGCGUUCUGUCUUCCUGCUAUGAGCCGAGAUCCGUCGGCGUGAAAGCGUGAGAUUAAUGGAAGGUGUGACGGAAGAGUCGAGGGAACAGUCGGAGAAAGUGCAGGAUGAGACAGGACCCGCUUUAGCGAACGACACUCUGCAGGUCGGGAAGGAUGAUCUGGACGUCCCUACAGUUGGGGAUCCGGGCGAAGACGAGACGGAGCCGCCUCCUGAUUGGCUGGAGCCGUUGGAGGACUGUGAAGAUGAUGGUGAUGAAGGUGUGGAGAUUGACAAGAGCAGCAAGGGAAGAAGCAAAAGGGGCAAUAAUGCUGCGCGGAGACGCGGGAGGCCGUCAGUGUCCUCCAACAGUACCUGGGUGGACUGUCCUGACCUGGGAAGUGGCUGGAAACGAAAAGUGAUCUUUUGGCGUGCAGGCAAAAGUGCCACAUAUUACCUGAGUCCCAAAGGUGUGCGCUUUAGGAGUAAAGUCCAACUCGCCAAACACCUCAAGGCCGACCUGGCUCUCUUUGACUAUAAAGAAGGAAAGUUUGUGGAUGCUAUAAUCCCCAGAAAGCGUCGAAAAGCUCGUGUGAAAGAAGGCACCAGGCGCUCGAGGCUUUCUUCCUCCAGAACCACUACUCCAGACCUGGACAAGGCUCAAAACUCUGAAAACCUAAGCACCCCUAUACAGAACGGGCCCCUCAGCCCCCAGAGACCCCAACUCAUUCCUAUAUCACUGUCCAUCUCUCCACCUCUAAAGAGCGCCUACAGAAGCCCCCCAGACCUUACUCCUGUCUCCCCCACCAUCAUCCAACAGCCCAGCCCUUCACCCUCGCUCAAACUGGACGAUCUGGAAGUUCAAACCAACCCGGUGUCUCAGUCCUGGCUCCAGUCCUCCUUGGCUCCUGUCAGCCCCAUCAAAACCCCUGAGAGUGAUUUCCCCACUUAUCCAAAUGGCCAGAGUGACCUUCUUCAAACCUCUCUGACUCAGCAGGACCCUGAAGGAGGAAUCAAGGAUCACGGCCUUCCACCACUUGAAGGCUGUGCAAACUGUGGUUGUAAAUACCCCGGGAUGGGAAGUGGGAAGCAGCUGCUUUGUCGAAAAUGCAGACCGAGGAGAAAUCAGCAUCCUCAUAUUAUCUUCAGGAAGGUGGGACAGGAUAGGUGGAUUCUGGGAAACUCCAAAAAUGACAUUUCCCUUAAAAAGAAGAUACCUCCUUUAGGGAAGAGACGUCAUCCUACUAAGUCGCUCAGAUUGAUGGCUCAGCAGGAAACAGAAAAGGAAGAGAUUCAGAAGGAAGUGCAGCAGGACAGCGAUGAGGAUGACGACGGGCCCGAAGGUGGACCCGACGAUGACGAUGACUGCGGUCCGAGGAAACGCAAACGUCGGAUGUGCGGACAGUGUAAAGCCUGCCUUCGUAACGAGAACUGUGGGAAAUGCGAUUUUUGCUUGGACAAGACCAGAUACGGUGGACCUAACAAGCUGAGGCAGAAAUGUCGGUUUCGACAGUGUCAGGUCCGGUCCCGCCUGCAGACAGGGUCACUUAAAUACGCCCGUUCUGUCGAUUUGGCGGACUCGGGACAGGGUGAGCCGAGCAAGAAGCACGGCAGGCACUGGGGGAGGAGGAAAAUAAAGCGUCGCUCGAGAAGCAGCAAAUACUGCACGGACGACGAAAACGACGACGACGGCCGAUACGAAGGCAGGUGUUCGGGUAGGAAAGGACGAAAGGGCAGGCCGAAGAAAUACGGUCGCCGCCCUAAACGAGUGAAGGACGAGGAAGAGGAUAAGGGGUCGGAUCCAGAGAUCGAGGACGAAGGACCGGGCGACCUGAUUCAGGACCCAUGUGUGGUGUGUGAUGAUGGCAGCAGUGGUUUUUACGAGUCUGAAGAACUCUACUCAAACAACUACAUUCAGAACGGGCCGAACCUCGAUAUGCUCAGGUGCGGUGGACCUCAGCCUGUGGAGGUGGAUUUCCCCGAGCUUCCUCAGGCCCCAGGACUUGUGUACGCUGUACCCGGUCUACCUGAUGGUUCUCAGCUGCUGAGCUCGGUCCUGCCUAACGGUGUACCACUUCAGCUGAGUGCCGUGCCAGGCACACACACCCCUCUGAUGCUAGAUGAAGUGCUGGGCAAAGCUGCCCCUCAUCAGCACCCUGAGGUCCUGACCAGCAACGGGCCGUCCGUGCGGCUUAGCGAUUUCCUUAGGAAUCAUGGAUUAGAGCUUGUCGAGGUGGAUACGACCGUCCCACAGAUCCUUCCAGCUCCUCCCACAGCUCCUCCCAUAGCUCCUCCCAUAGCUCCUCUCAUAGCUCCUCCCACAGCUCCUCUCAUAGCUUCUUCCACAGCUUCCCCCAUAACUCCACCCAGCCUUGAGCCAGAGCACCAGGGUGGACCAGGAACACUAGGAGCAUCACCUGAGACCUACAGCCUUCCGGAACCUUCUGAGAGUUCCUCGAUCCGGGACUCUGGGCUGUUGGAGUUGCUGACAUCUCUGCGCCGCACCAUUCUCCCUGCACACUGGGUAGGUGUGAUGGCUAACGGCCCGAUCCUGCAGCUCUUCCAGUGCUCCAAGCUCUCUCCCAUGGCUGACACGGUGCUACAGAUCGAGCCGGACUUCUUCUAUCAGAUCAGCGUGCAGAACCAGCCGCUGCUGCCCACGCACGCCGUGUACGAGCGCCACCCGGCCCGCCUUACCUCCGUCAGCAAAGUAGUGACCCUGCUGCUCGACCUGGAAGAGUUGAACGUGUGUCAGGGCUACCAGAGCUUCGAGGCGAACUCGCAGCAAGAGCCGCUGCUCUGCGCACGCGCUGCGUUGUGCCAGCUGCUCGUCCCGCAGGAUGAGGACUGCUGCGAGAAAUGCCAGGAAUGCAACCCUCUCGUUAAGAGCUAGUGCAUGAACCUCGGGGAACGUCGGUGAUCAGACGGUUAGAAGUGGAGAUCUGACCGUCAGAACCGUUCACUGGUUUAACAUGAAGUGUAUAUCAAGUCAAUACGGUCAUCCUACAUUAGAACCUUAUUAAUGCAGGGGGUUUGUGUUGAUGUGUAAACGAUGCCAAAACUGCGGGUGGCAAACCUUAAAGCAAUACGCAGAUACUCCGACUUCAAUCUCCGUUCAAAAAUAAUCUGUAACGUACGUGCGAUUCCUAAAGUUCCUACUCUUUAUUCAAAACGAAACAAAAUCUGUCUAUCUAAAUGACCGUCAUGAGAAAUUUCAAACAACCUUUAGACUGAAGGAUGAGAGAGUUCAGGUUUUUAAGCAUGGUUUUUAUUUAUGGACAAUCAGGGUGGAAACUGAGGUGACAAAAAAAAAAAAAGUUUAAAACAUCUUUCAUACAAACAUCAAGUUUAAAACAAAAAUUUCAUAUUUAGUUUAAAUUUGAAACCAGUGAUCGGUCCAAAUUUUGGAGCGUGUGCUUGUAGGAAAAUAAUCGAAGACUAGGUCAUUAUGUGAAGAGUUACUGUUACCGUGGCAACGGAUUUUAUUCUUGCUUUUAUAGGGAAACGUCCGCGAGACAAGUUAGUUGCUGUUAAAGUUAUAAGAGCUAUAAACAGCCGUCCGUUCGCUAAUUUUUUUGCUCUUCUUUUGAAGUUUAGAAAGCAAACAAAAUGAAAUUUAUCCCAUUUUAGAGAUCAGACUUCUCCAUUCCGUCGACUGUCCCGUGUCAGAUUUGACUUACUUUACUUUUAAAUAAAUGCCAAUUCGAUAUCUCUUGACAGUAAAAGUCACCAUUUCAACGAUCACACACUUUUCAUCCUUUUAAAUCCGUCCCUGUGCGAGUUAGAAACGAUAAUAUUAUAUAAGCUUUUUAUAUAUAAAUUAUAAUAAGCUUAAUAUCAAAGAUCCAGAAUUUCAUAAUAUUGCGAUCACAGAAUUUUACGCAAAAAAUCAACUAAAUAGGAAGUGGUAGCUCAUUGGUUAAGAGCGUUUGUCACAAAUGUGAACGCUAUGAUACACGGAAGAGCUUAACUUUUUUUUUUUUUUUUUUUAAAGUAACGCAAUUAUUUUAAUUGACGUAUUUAACGUCCUAGUAAUUGCACAGACAGUACAGAUUGAGUUGACCGUGAUUCUGUUGGAAAGUUCUAGAGUGUGCUUUAAGGUUUACGCUCGUUUUGGAAAGUUCUCCUGGCAGUGACGACUCCGGCGGGAUAGAUGAUAUUCAUCUCAGCGUAGACUAAGCUUGCAAGCCUGAGCAAGCAAAGGAAUAUUCCUGGUGAGAUUUGAGAUUUCCCACCCAAUCAGUUUCCUGAGACACUUCCUGGAUGUUUGAAAGAAUACAUUUUUUUCUUUUGAAUUUUUUUUUUUAUUUGUAUUUAUUAAUUAGUACUGUGACUUUGUACCGUGGUGCUCUAAGGGCUUGGUUUGAUUUGACGUCUUCUUCGACAAGAAAUGACUCUGGAGCCGUUGUUCUAAUGGUGCUUUUUUUCCCUGUCUCUACGUAGCUCUCUGUAGCAAAACGUCCUUAACGAGCCCGUGACGCUCAUCCAUGGCCGACCCUGCAGCGUUUAAGCCGCCUUUGUCCUGACUGGCUUUUGUUCUCGAAUUCGCUCUCAGGCGUAUAGAGAGUAAGGGAAGUCAUCAAAACUUCAAAACUACCUCUCAGUGAUUCCUUGGGCCAUCGCUGGUGUCCGUAUCUGUUUAUCAGUUCGUAUUGCUUUAUUCACCUUUGCUUAGCUUUCACCAAUGACGCACCUCACCUUGUUCUUGCUUGAUUGAAGGCUUUCCGUAUGGAAGUCCACCGAGCUUUGACUUUCAGUCUAGGGUGUUUUUUUGAGUGCUGCUGUUUGUGAUUUAUAUAUAUUUUUUUCUUGUACUACUAAAAAAAAAAAAAAAAAAAAAAAAAAAAAAAUCAUUUUUAAAUCACUUUUAUUAUCAGCUUCCAUUUUUUCACUCUACACUGUAAUGAAAGUAUUCGGGCAGAAGACAAGCGCCGUCUGACACGAGCUGCGUCUCAAAUCGCAUGCGUCUCAAAUCGCUGUUCUAAAAAUGGCUAGAAUUCUCAAAUAGAACUUAUUUUUAAAUAAAAAAACCUGCAUAGUGUUUUUCCGAAUAAGCCGUCGAGGCUUCCUUCCCCCACAUCGUGCACCAUGGAAAUAAAGCAGGACGGCCUUGUGGCACGUAAAGACGUGGCUUCCUUUGACAGCGGGAAAGGUUUUGUCUCCAGCUCCGCUCGUGUCUCAAUCUCGAACCUAAGACUUGCUAACGAAUCCAGCGUUAAAAUAAAAACAUACAGUGUAUAGCAUGCAUUUUUAGCUCGGUUAUUAAUAUCAGGUAGCAACUAAUGCGAGCCACGUCCACGUUCAUUUAAACCCAGUUUUUCUUUAAGUACAACACUGUUUGGAUUUCAUAUACGAACCUUUCAGUGUUAACUAUCCAGCUUCAUUUCUCAAGGUUAAGUCAAAGAAUAAUUCUUUAAUUAAUUCUUUAAUAAAAUCGUAUUGACGAAAUCUUGAUACGAAAUGGUACAGAAAGUGUUUAAUGACUACUGAUUCCAUUUUUAAGUAUUAGGUUAAUGUAUGCAAUCUGACACACGGCUACAGUCAUGUAACGCAAAGCACAGACGGGUGACGGAUUCAAGGGGGGAAAAAAACGGUGACUUAUAAGCUGAGGAGGGAAUUUAUUUAUGUUGCUGGCACGAUUUGCACGAAGUGUUCCCCUUAGAGUGAAUGGAAACCACUGCGAGUCGAUUCAUUAUUUUCCUGACAGAUGGGCGUGGUCUUUUCCAGCAUGACUCCUCCCCCCAUCUACAGGGCACAGCGGCUCACUGAUCGGGUUAAAGAGGCUGAAAAUGAAGAAGAACACACGCUAUGCCCUUCGCAAUCACCAGAUAAUUGCAAUCGGGAAAAUUACGUUAGACAGCACUCUAAAUUAACAUCGUUGGAACGCAAACUGAGGGAACUUUCUUUCUGAGGGAAAUUUCUUUGGGAAGGUCGGCGUUGAAUUUACGCCAAUCCGCAUUGACGCUGAUCUGGCAGCUUGUGGUGCCUCGACAGCUUACUAACACGCCGGAUGUUGUUUUUUUCCCUUUACUUUGUCUCCUGUCUGUGAAAGAAAAAUUUGGUCACUGAGGUUUUCACAUUCAUAUUCUUCAGAUUGUGUCUUCUCUAAUGUUAGUCUACCAAAAAAAACAAAACAAAACAAAA